Molecule: messenger RNA, 579 nt
Organism: Rotaria sp. Silwood1
Lineage: Eukaryota; Metazoa; Rotifera; Eurotatoria; Philodinida; Philodinidae
Source: the annotation of a GenBank genome assembly
AUGCUCUGCUUAGUUAUUCAACUUAAUAUAUUACUCGGAAAAAAGAUCCGUUGGCUCGAAGGUUCAACUGACUAUUGGGAUGUAGCUACCUAUUUUGAGCUACAUGCAGUGCAACAAGAAUGGAAAAAAGCAUGUCAGGCUGCUUUACAAAUGUAUUUACUUAAUCCAUCGAGUUGGCGUUUUAAGACAACAAUGAACAAUUUGAAAAUAGUUCAUGAUGCAAGACUGACGCUUAAUAAACAAAAAUCUAGCAAACAACUGUCGAGUAAAACGACUAGUGAGGAUGGUGUCUAUAAUUUUUGGAUCGAAUUCUUCAACGAUGCUAUCAAUUCCGAUUUGAAAUCGUUGGAAAAUAAAGAACUACCUGCACAAUUGCCUAUUCUUGUUCGUGAUAAUUAUGAACGAGUUGAUGGGACCGGUUUUAUGAAUAUGUAUGUUGAAGGACGUUUACAACUGAAUUUUCAUACUGGUACAGACACCCAAACAUUGGUUAUUCGUCUGUUAGAACAACAUAAACAUAUUCCUGAUCAUGAUCGUGUGAAAACUAUUGAAAUGAAUUUAAUCAAAUCCAUUGUGUAA